AUGACGAUCACUUCGCUGCUUUUGAUGAUGCUCGUAACGUGCAGUUUGUGUUUAUCACCUGUCACUGGUCAGACAUCGCCCCCUAUCAAUACGUCUACAUCGUCAUCCUCAGAAAUUACAUCAGGUUCUACGACGCUAAACAUAUCAACAACCACGCAGAACACCGACACAAUGACCCCUGCAACUGAUACACAAAUGCCGACAUCGUCAUCUACAGGAAGUGCAGCGGUUUCUACCACGCCACCGGUACCCACAACCACGGAUAACGCCGAUAUAUCGACUACUGUAACGGAUGGACCUACGGCGACAUCGUCAACCUCAGGAAGUACAUCGGUUUCGACGACGUCAAAAGAAUCGACAGAUGUCACCGAUACAUCGAUCACUGCGACAGAUGCAUCAACGUCGACCUUGCCAUCCACAGAGAGUGCAUCAGAUUCUACGUCUACAAAGGCUCCUACAGCUACAACAACUGUGGCUGAUACAACUUUAAAUGCAUCAACCACUAGUACACAUACGGGUUCAUCAACAGCUAGUGCAGGAGGUAGUCAAACCUCCCCUACUGCUGGUUCUACUGGGCAACCAAACAGUACAACCAAACCAACCACAACCACUGUUACUACCCCAACCACAACCACGUCCGCCUCGACGGAACCACCAACCACAACCACAUCCACUUCGACUGGACCAUCAACCACAACCACACCCGUCUCGACGGAACCACCAACAAUCCAAUCGACAUCAAUAUCGUCUACGGCAAAUCCAGCAACCACCUCCGAUUCUAGAACGGGGUCUAAUACCACACCAACAAUUAAAGCAACGUGCUCAAGAGGACAGCACGACUGUCUCAAGCAAGAUGACUACAGGACCAAAGGACCAGUCGACAGAACCACCAUCACUUCAACCAACGUUAUCGACAGGUGCUAG
Molecule: messenger RNA, 924 nt
Organism: Lingula anatina
Lineage: Eukaryota; Metazoa; Brachiopoda; Lingulata; Lingulida; Lingulidae
Product: cell wall protein DAN4-like
Source: RefSeq, a predicted model, not a curated record